Molecule: messenger RNA, 2580 nt
Organism: Lachancea nothofagi CBS 11611
Lineage: Eukaryota; Fungi; Ascomycota; Saccharomycetes; Saccharomycetales; Saccharomycetaceae
Source: the annotation of a GenBank genome assembly
AUGAAAUUUGCAGAGCAUUUGCGAGAAUCCGCAGUACCAGAAUGGAUCGACAAGUACAUCGAUUACAAGGCGGGUAAAAAAAAACUCAAGUCUUGCAGGCAUUCAAUCGAUGCAAGCCAGGUGCUCAUCAACAACGUCUCGAUUUCGCAACCAACGGGUGUGGCCGUACCAGGCAACAAGAAUGCCAGAUAUCUGACUCAAAACGCGUACACCGCGGCCCAAAAACAUUUUGUGAUUGAUUUUGUGGAAAAAUGGGUCAUUGACCAAGAGUUAGAGAAGUGCAACGAUUUCUACCUAUGGGAAGUAAGUCGCUGCGGCAAGCGAUUUGCUGUAUUACAAGAGCAAAUAAAUCGCUACGAACUUCACAAAGAACAGUUGCAGCAUGAAGAAGCAGGUCGAUUCAUGUCUACCUACAAAUCCUACGGGUCAGUAAACUCCUUGGACCAAAAUAAAUCAUCGCCAGUCAUCCCAAAAAAUACUUGGAUACGCCAUAUUUCGAGCUACUUACAAGAAAUUGAGCUCAUGCCUUCUUUGCCAAAUUUUGUACCUUUCAAACGCCUUAUAGGAAAAGGGCCCGAGCUCAAAGGCCCAUCGGCCAUAGGGCAUGGAGAGACUUUUACCCCUGUGGCCUUGAGCGGUAAUCAAAUUCGACAGCGUCUUUCGGAUGCUUUGAUUGAAGAAUAUCUCUUGAUUCAGCUCAUCAAGAACUAUAGAGAGGUAAACGUCACCGGUUUUCGCAAAAUUGUCAAGAAAUUCGACAAAACUUGCGGCACUAGUGAGUUACCACACUUUAUGGAUUAUGCCAAGAAGUCAUUCCCUCUCUUUCAGGAUGCAGAUGCUAAUGCCAAAAUUCUCGCUCACAAUAUUAGAGAUUCCGUGAUGCUCCGUCAACCUGCCAAAAUAACCUCCAGCACUGAAGUGUCUGAUCCACUUUUAGCAUGGGAGCAAAAAAUCACCACUUGGUAUACUGACGUUCUUUCCAUUUCGUCAAAAGACCGUAAGGGAAAAAUAGCAAGAUUAAAGAAUAUCUCUUUAGAAUAUUCCUUGAGCGAAAGAAAGGUACACCGCUUCAAUCGGUCCAUUCUUCAAAUGUUUGUGGGUGGGUUUUGUGUGGGUGCGGCUUUAACGCUGAUCGGUUACACGUUAUAUGUGGGUUUCACAGCUUCAACGGUAUCUAACAUACACACGCUCAACCUUCCUUUAUGGGGCGGUUGGUACAUGGUUUUCCUCAUGUGUUAUCUUUUCUUAUUGGAUUGCUUCAUUUGGCAUAAGAACAAUAUCAAUUAUAGAUUUAUCAUGUUUGGGGAAAUGCAUUCUCGUCAUGGAGCUGUGCUUUUCAAUAAUGAUUUUUCGGUGACCAAAAUUCCACUUAUAUUUUAUUUCUCAAGUGUUCUGGUCUUACCAAUGGCCAUUCUGAGUGCACUCAGUUUCCACAGUGAGAAAUUAACCCCAUAUUCGAUUAUAUGGAUUGUCCUUGCUGUGAUUCUGUUUCUUUUACCUUCUCUCGGCAAAACUCCAUAUGUAGGAAUUCCUUACUGGAACAAACUCAAGACUUCUGUAAUAUGGCUCAUUGUGACUUUUAUCAGAUUGGUGUUUUCUGGUUUCUUCCCAGUCCAGUUUGGGGAUUUCUUCUUGGGUGAUAUCUUUUCUUCAUUAACUUAUUCGAUGGGUGACAUUGCGCUGUUUUUUUGCGUAUACUCUGGAACACCAAACGGGCUGUGUGGCUCAUCGCACUCAAAAUCUAUGGGUGCUUUAACCUGCUUGCCAAAUUUUUGGAGAUUUAUGCAAUGCAUAAGAAGAUUUUCAGAUUCUGGAGAUUGGUUCCCGCAUUUAUUGAACGGAUUGAAAUAUAUCUUAGGUAUCUGCUAUUAUGCUUCUCUUUGCGCGUACCGAUUAUCGCGUACCCGCGAAAGGAGGGACGUUUUCAUCGUUUUCGCAGCUCUCAAUGCUACUAUCACGUCUGUAUGGGAUAUUAUUAUGGACUGGUCGCUCUUACAAAUUAAUUCACGGAAUUGGCUCUUGAGAGAUGACCUUUAUUUGGCAGGACGGAAAAACUGGAAGACUGGGGUCUACUCAAGGAGACGUAAAGUAAUUUACUAUGCGGCCAUGGUUUGGGAUGUGCUUAUGAGAUUCCAAUGGGUUGUGUAUGCUGUAGCACCUGCAACCAUGCAACAGAGCGCUGUCACAACAUUUAUUUUGGCAGCCCUUGAGGUUUCUCGCCGUUUCGUAUGGGUCGUAUUCCGUGUGGAAAACGAGCAUGUUGCCAAUGUUCAUCUGUUCAAAGUAUCAGGCGAAGUCUCUCUCCCGUUCCCUAGUACUGUCAGCGUGGAUACUGAUACAGAAGCAUCUAUCAGUAGUGGGCACUAUUCUUUAUCGGAUGUUAAUAAUCCUCAGUUGCCAAGUGCGGUCUACAGAGGUGAAGGACCCCAAAGAUCGAAAUCGAGCGGUCUCUUCAAAACUUUCAGCAAAUCAAUUCCUUGGGCUCAUGCAAGAGAUUUCCAGAGACCAGAAAGCUGCACGGAAGAAGACAAACCUCAGGAUAGUGAUGCGAGCGAAAGCGAGGCUGAGAGUGCUAUGUAA